Molecule: messenger RNA, 3580 nt
Organism: Ctenopharyngodon idella (grass carp)
Lineage: Eukaryota; Metazoa; Chordata; Actinopteri; Cypriniformes; Xenocyprididae
Gene: slc16a5a
Product: solute carrier family 16 member 5a
Exons: 5
Coding region: 670-2205 (511 amino acids)
Biological process (GO): monocarboxylic acid transport; transmembrane transport
Molecular function (GO): monocarboxylic acid transmembrane transporter activity
Source: RefSeq, a predicted model, not a curated record
UGAGUGCGCAAAGGACUAUUGCGUCAUGGGAUCAGUACUAUGUACUUACCUCUUAAUCUAGUACUGUUGGGGGUAUUUUUCUUUUAAUAAUCCUAAUAUUUGUUGUAUGAAUGGACUAAACGCACUAGAAUGCAGUCUAUGGGUUACACUUGCUAAACUACGCCAGCAUACAGAAACCCGCCCUUCAGCUCGGCUCUACUAGGCGGAUGAAACCGAGUCGUUCUGGGGGAAAGUCAAGAGGAAAUGCCAUGCCAUGCCGACGCCUCGGUGCUCAAAUUUCCCUACGUGUACGCUGCUGUUAAAGGAGCCGUUACCACUUUCAUCUGGCUCUCUCCAUUUGUGUUAUGUGGUCAUAGUUCGAUAUGUGAAAGAACAGGCUGUUACAUUAGGUUUUUCUUAAUCGGAUGGUGCCUAAAACUGAUCCCACCCGGAGUGUCUCCUCCUACCGCUGAUAUGACAGUCUCCGCAGCCUCCGCAGCACAGAGACGCGGCACUGGCGUGGAUGCCUGAAAAUGCGCUAAAAGGACUGUAGCAAGGACGUUUAUUUUGAGGAUGCAGAAUAUACAAGAAUGUGUUUCCCUGCUCUUCUGGUGCUGAGAGCCCAAAGCCCCCCGGAUCAGGUGGAAAAACCCGGACGGCAGUGACUUGGUUACCAUCAUAUAAGAAAAUAUGGCACCUCAACAACCUUCCAGCACGGAGGAGCAGACAGGGGAGCUAUGUGAGCCUGAAUCUGAGGGAGAGAAACAAGGACCAGGACCCCCUUCUGAUCAAAAUCAUCCAGUUACCUACGAUGCUCCAGAUGGAGGCUGGGGAUGGGUGGUCCUGGUGGCUACCAUUCUUGUCUUAGCUCUGACACUGGCCUUCCCAGCCUGCAUUGGCAUCUUCUACUUAGAUCUUCAGGAAGAAUUUAAAGCCAGUAACAGUGAGACAUCUUGGGUGCCGUCAAUAAUGACGUCAGUUCUGCACGCCGGAGGUCCUCUCUGUAGUGUGCUGGUGGAUCGCUUCGGUUGCCGGGCGACAGUGAUGUUUGGGGGAGUGCUGAGUGGUUUAGGGAUGGCGAUCAGCUCUUUCUCACAUUCCAUAGUUGACUUAUAUAUCACUACUGGGGUCAUCACAGGUUUGGGUUUCUGUUUCAGUUUCCAGCCCGCUGUCACCAUACUUGGCCACUACUUUGUGCGCCGUCGUCCUUUUGCCAAUGCGAUGUCCUCCACUGGUACUGCUCUGGGUCUGUUUACAUUGCCAUUUUUAGGUGACUAUCUGCAGAGUAAGCUUGGAUGGAGAGGGAGUUUUCUGGUGCUUGGCGCUGUGCUGCUCAAUUGCUGUGUUUGCGGAGCUGUCAUGAGACCGGUCAGGCCUCGCAAGUCCAGAAAGUCAGAGGUGAUGAGCAACGGUGCCGGACCCCCAGGCAAAAAGGGAUGUGCGUUGGGCAUCUGUCAAAGUUUUGCAUCGUUCCUCAGAAAACACAUGGCCUUUGACCUCUUCUGCAGUAACCUGCGAUUUCGGGUGUUUUCAUUGGGCAUCACUUGGAUGAUGCUGGGGUUUGUGGUGCCACUUAUUUACCUGGUCCCUUAUGCAUCAGCUCACAAUAUGGAUCCAAGCCGAGCCGCCCUGCUGCUUUCCAUCCUGGGCCUUGUCAACAUCUUUGUGCGGCCUCCCGUCGGAGUGCUCUUCAGCCUAUCCUGGUUUAAAGGUCGACACAUCUACGUUUUUUCAGCCGCACUCAUAAUAAAUGGACUCAGUAAUAGUAUAUGCUGCAUUUCUGCCAGUUUCCAUGUUCUGUUAAUUUAUGUGCUGAUGUACGGGCUGUCCAUGAGCGUGGUAGGCUCACUGAUGUUCACCGUCCUGAUGGAUACAGUGGAGAUGAGUCGAUUCCCAUCUGCGCUCGGCCUGCUGUCUAUCAUGGAAAGUGUCACACUGUUGAUAGGACCUCCCCUCGCAGGAAUGCUUGUGGACAGUACUGGACAAUACACGUAUGUGUUUCUGGCCUGCAGCAUCUCAGUGGCCUUAUCAGCUCUGUUCCUUAUGGUUUCCUUUUACUGGCUGGACUCCCGUGAUGCAGCCCAGAAGAAAAGUUCACCAGCGUCUGGGUCUCCAGCUAAGCCUGUAAUCAAUAUGUCCACAGACUGCCAGUACAGCAGUGUGCCUACAGAUGGUGACAAGACAAAUAGCCCAUCAUCAGAAGCAGAAAAUGUCACAAAUGUAUGACCUGGAUCAGAGUUAUUUACACUGGCUUUUGGAAAGAUUCUCACAUCACUGGUUUGCCUUACACAGUAUAUGCCAUGGCACUACAUUGCCAUUCAUUAAUGCUGUCCUCGUAAUUAAAAAGUAAAAAUUAUAUCACUUCUUCAUUCCUGAUCUAAAAUGACAGAAUGUUGAAGUUAUUUGCCCAGGAAAUUAAGCUAUUUGAAGUCAGGAAAUUUUGAUUUCAUCUCAUGCCUUUAAUAUUAAUUUUCCUCAAUUUUUUGCCAGUUACACUUCCGUUCAGUUUGGGAUUGGUAAGAUUUUUGAAAGAGCAUUAUUUGAUAAAAAUAAUAUUGUUUAAAAUAACUGCUUUCUAUUUGAUAUAUUAUAAAAUGUAUUCCUGUGAUGGCAAAGCCAUUACUCCAGUCUUCAAUGACACAUGAUCUUUCAGAAAUCAUUUUAAUAUGCUAAUUUGGUGCUCAAGAAACAUGUAUUAUUAUUUAAUCUUAUUCUAAACAUUUUUGUGGAAUCAGUGAUACAUUUUUUUUCUGCAUUCUUUGAUAAAUAGAGUUCAAAAGAAUAGCAUUUAUUUGAAAGACAUUUUCAAUCUUUUGUAACAUUAUAAAUGUCUUCAGCAUCACUUUUAAUUUAAUGCAUCCUUGCUGAAUAAAAAAAUAAUUUGAUUUCUUUAAAAAAAAAAAAAAAAAAUCUUACCAACCCCAAACUUCUAUAUCACACUGUGUUGUUUUAUACACCAUUUGUGUCAUAAAACCCAUGCACUGAAAAAAACCUGAUCCUUAUUGGAAGAUUGUUGAUCUAAUAUCUCUACACAUUCAUCACUGUAUAACAAAUCAGGAGAAAAUUGUUUUGCUGUUAUUGCACAUGGGCUCUUAAGGUUUUCUCAGUACAAGUACAGACCCCCAUUUAACCAAGACGCAUUAAAACAAAGACUUCUGGUUCUCAGUAAGUGCUUGAGUACGAGAAUACUUAAACAUGUUCCCUUGGGUUGUUGUUAAUUUCAUGGAUUAGUACUGAAUGAGAUAGUGUUUGAACUGAGUAUACAAAGGGCCCAUUUUUAUUGAGUGUCAUGAAUUAUUAUUUACUGCUGAACAGAACAAGUGUUACAUUUCAAAUGCUGAUUUAUAUGUGAACUCCUCAUGUAAACUGUUGUUGGUCUCGUCUUAGUUGCUCUGUUGUUUUGUUACUUUGCCAAAGCAAGUGACCAGCUUCUAAAAGCGUAAAGGUCUGUGAGAGUAUAAUUUAUAUCACAGUGUGUAAUAUAAAGUAUUUACUACAAUAAAAGAGUUUAUUUCUGUACUUAGUUUAAAUUUAAUACUAUAAUGUAAGCAGAUAAAUGCUCUGCUUUUUCUUUUGCUAUCAAUAAACAAGCAGAAUUAUU